AUGUAUGAUGGCAAUCUAUCCGCGCUCUCGCUCUCCUCAGAAAGUUCCGGCUGGCGAGAGAAGCUGAAUAUGCUCAAACAGCGCAGAGAAGCGAAGCCAGCGCCUGUUUUGCAAUUCAGCGCACCCACGCCAUCUCCAUCGCAGCCCACAUCUAUGCACACUCCAUUGCCGCAGACGCCUCAGACGCCAAGUGACACAGCAAAGGACUACGCGCGAAUCGACGAGGCCAGUCUGAUUGAGUCCUACCAGAAGCCAGGACACACCGCUUCAGCCUCCCGCAACAGCCACAGCAGCCGCCAUAAGGCAGCUACUUCGAGCACCUUUUCCAUGCGCGCGCCGAUCACCUCCAGAGAAUGCCUGCAGAGAGCCACAUUUCUCAAGGAACGCGCGCACGAUUAUCUUCAGGAAUCCAGAGCUCUCCUUGACCGCGCUAGCGUUAUGGCUUAUCAAGAGGCAGAACAUUCUCACGAUAAGGCGCGUAGACGUGAAGAUCAAUUUUCAGACCCUAAUACCGCAGCGAAGGCACAUUUCCACUUUACACUGGAUUGCGAUAGUCCAUAUCGGCAGCAAAUGACAGUUAUUAAAUCAAUAUUCAGCGAUGCAGAUAUCCCCAAGAUUAGCCUCUUCGAUCACAUUUUGCCGCAGGAACAAUCUAAGAACAGCAGUGUGGUCUACGUGGAUGCACAAACAGGGCGCUGCUUAACAAUCUCAGAGCUGCGCAGAGACGCCCUCCGCCUGGCUUAUGGACUAAGGAAGUACCACAACAUCGGCAGAGGAGAUAGCGUGCUUAUCGUAAACCACAACUCAAUUACAUAUCCAGUACUCUUCUUCGCCGUGAUAGCCACUGGCGCAACGGCAUCACUCGCCAAUCCAGCCAACAAGCACCUCGAAAUGUCCCAUCAGAUAAAAGAUAGCGACAUCUCCUUCGUUUUCGCAAAUCCUGACAAAAUAGAGCUAUGCAGUAUCAUACUGAGGGAAAGAGGCUGGUCGGAGAAUAGGGUGAGCGAUAGGGUAGUAUCAGCUACUGAAAACAGCCCUAGAAGUUUCAAAUCAUACGCUCAACUCCUUUGCAACGACCUGCAGAAGGGUGUUCCUGAGACAUUUGCAGGCGAGGAUGCUCACAGUGUUGCCGUCACAUGCUAUAGCAGUGGUACGACAGGUGUAGCAAAAGGAGUGAUGACGACACAUUACAAUCUCGUCGCCAACCUCACACAAUUAGACUGGUCACGCGCGUACAGCACACAGAAAUCAGAUGUUGUCUUGGCUGUCCUCCCUUACUACCACAUCUUUGGGCUCACAUCCCUUCUACUCAACUUCCUCAAGAGGGAGAAUAUGAGUGUAGUCUUGCCCCGCUUCUCCCUUGAAGCUUUCGGUGCUGCUGUCGAGAAAUACAGGGUAACGCUCACGGCGGUUGUACCACCGAUUCUCCACUCGAUCGCGAAAGAAGAUGUGGAAAGGAGGCAUGGCAUGUCCAGUCUGAAAAUUCUCAAUGUGGGCGCUGCGCCUGUCAGCCCCAAGCUGAUAGAGCAGAUUGGGGAAAAAUUCAAUAGCAGCGUGCUCGUCUCGAAUGGCUAUGGUCUCACUGAGACUAGUCCAGUCACGCACAAACUGCCACUAGAAUACGCCAGGUCACAUAGCGGCUAUAUUGGCAGAAUGCUCUCAAACACCACCGCGCGUCUCGUGGAUGAAAAUGGCAAGGAUGUACCUGGAGAUAACAAGUCGAGUGGAGAACUCUGGAUUAAAGGGCCGCAAGUCAUGAGGGGUUAUUUGAAUAACCCCCAAGCUACAGCCCAGUGCAUGACUUCAGACGGAUAUUUCAAGACUGGCGAUAUAGCAAUAUACGAUGAUCAGACGUUCCUCUUCAAGAUAGUAGGCAGACUGAAGGAAAUGAUAAAAUACAAAGGCAUUCAGGUGGCACCGUCAUCUCUAGAAGCGGUGCUUUUAUCUCAUCCUCAAGUGAAUGAUGCGGCUGUUAUAGGCGUUUACGACGACAGACAGGUGACGGAACUUCCCAGAGCCUAUAUCGUGCCUCAGGAUGCAGCCAAUUUCGACAACCAAGUAUUUUGCAAUGAAAUAGAAGCCUGGGUGGCAGACAUAGUUGCAAAUUAUUCCAAAUUGCGCGGAGGCGUGCACACAAUCGACGUCAUCCCUAAAACUCCUUCUGGGAAAAUUGUCAGAAGACAUUUGCACAUGCUUGCCGCUCAGCAGCAUAUAGGACUGGCUAAGCUCUAG
Molecule: messenger RNA, 2232 nt
Organism: Wallemia ichthyophaga EXF-994
Lineage: Eukaryota; Fungi; Basidiomycota; Wallemiomycetes; Wallemiales; Wallemiaceae
Product: 4-coumarate--CoA ligase-like 7
Exons: 5
Coding region: 1-2232 (743 amino acids)
Biological process (GO): secondary metabolic process
Molecular function (GO): CoA-ligase activity
Source: RefSeq, a predicted model, not a curated record